AUGUGGCUUCUUGCUGUGUUGUCACUCGUCAUUUCGGCUGUGCUUGCAAUUGAAAUUGGAGAUGAUCUCAGCUUCCAACUGGAUCUGAUCAAGCAUCAACCGUGCAAUCGUGGCAGUAAUGCGAAAUGGACGAAAAAGUUGGAGUUUGAGUCAGGCACCGACAAGAAGGGUCCAAAGCUGGAACCAAUUGCUGAUCGACCAAACUGUUAUACUAUUGGAGGAAAAGUAGAUGUGUUGGAGGAUUUUCAUGGUGAAUUUUCUAUAUAUCUUGAGCUUCGUAACACAGCAAGCAAGAGGCAAGUGCCAGAAAGUUGCGUAAAACAAGGAGCUGAUGGCUGUGGCGGAUUUGGUUCAUGGUGA
Messenger RNA from Strongylus vulgaris, 360 nucleotides. NCBI's taxonomy places the organism in Eukaryota, Metazoa, Nematoda, Chromadorea, Rhabditida, Strongylidae. The record is from the annotation of a GenBank genome assembly.